UUCCGACUGAGGAGCGCGAGGCAGGCAGCGGGGAAAAAGUAGGGGGGCAAACAGGAGCUGCUGGAGGUGUCUGCGCCAUGGUGGUGUGAAUGAAGCCUGUAGUUCAUGCAGUUUGGACAGCAGUACAGUAGUCGCUCGUUGCAGGAGGGUAUAGUCCGCCGCGCGGUUGAACCUUAGCUGGAAUAUAUCGCAGACCGCCUCUUCUUAUUUGCGGCAUUGGCUAUUAUGUCGGCGGUCGACCCUGAAGCUAACGACGGGCACUUGGCAACAUCGACUCCCCGCAGAAAAGGAAUGGCCUGCAAGUCAAGCAAAAAUGCCAACAAGAAAUUUGUUCAAGCUCGUCUCCCAUUCAAGCGCCUUAACCCUGAACCUAAAGGCAACCAACCUGCAAAGCGUCCCUGUGCUCAUGCAUGCCCGAAACUUGAAGUCUCAGACCUGGACAGUGAGACCUCUCCGUUCUCUGUCCGCAGUGGCCCGCCGUUAAUUAAUGGCCGUGGACCCCUUGAUAACUUCCUAAGCUGUAGGCGUCCUGCGCCCUCAAAUAAAAGCAAUAUUAUUGAUCUGACUGAUGAUAACACUUCAUCCCCUGUAAAGAGUGCUGUCGCCGCCACUCCUGCCUCUCCCUGCCUUGCAACAAAAGACAAGCAUCCCCACAAGGACAAAAGAGCCAAAUCCAGCAGUGUUGAUCACACUCCUGAGACAUCCUCUGUAGAUUCUUUAGGCUGUGAUGUAAUUGACGAUGGAGGAGAAAAGGUGGAUGAGAACGAGUCCACAGAAUCGGUCUCAGAGCUCAGCACAACGCAGGAUUCGGCUAGCGAGCCAGAGGAGCAAAACAAACCCAAAAAUUCCUCUAGCCUGGGAAACAUGUCCAUGCUGUCAGAUUCAUCACCUUGCUCCACAUCUAAUAACUCCCCCAAGGAGUGCAAGAAUGAUGAGCCUGCCCUUCUGUCUACACCUGCAGAACCAAGGGCCGCCCCCAAGAGGCAGUCUGAUCAAAAAAAGCUGAAAACUGACUUUUUAAUGUUGAAUUUAAAGGAACAGGAAAGGAUUCAGCUGCAGCAGGAGAAAGAACGACAGAAGGAAGAGGCCAAGGCUGUAAAAGAGAAAAAGAAAGAAGAAGCUCGCAAACUGAAGGAGGAACGGGAAAAAGAAAAACGUGAGAAAAAAGAAAAAGAUGAGAUUGAGAAGAGGGAGAAAAAAGAGAAGGAAGAGAAAGAAAAAGCUGAGCGGUUAAAGGCAAAAGAAGAACUGCGGAAAUCCAAGAUUGAGGCCAAGCUUGAGGAAAAACGCAAGAAGGAGGAAGAGAAGCGAAUGAAGGAAGAGGAGAAACGUCUGAAAGAAGAGAAGGAUCGCCUCAAAGCCGAGAAAGCAGAAAUUACAAGAUUUCUGAAGAAACCCAAAACCCAACAGGCUCCAAAGAAACUUGCAGCUGCUUGUGGGAAGUUUGCUCCUUUUGAGAUAAAGGAAAACAUGUCUCUGGCGCCAUUAACUCGGGUUCAGUGUGAGGAAUCUGUUCUGGAGGAGCUGGAUCAAUUUUUGCUGGAACCUGACGAUAAUCUAAAUGGCCUGAAAGAAUGGAUCGGGAAGAAACCCAGGCGGUCAGGUCCCACCAAACCCAGACAGACCGAGUCACCCAGCGAUUGCAUGGCAGUGGAAGGCCCAAAAGCAGAUGGCAUACCAGACCGUGAGCGUCACGGACCGAUGAAGCUGCUCCAGUUCCAUGAGAACCACCGCCCAGCUUACUGGGGCACAUGCAGUAAAAAGAGCGUCCAUAUUUCACCUCGCUGCCCCUUCAGGCAGGACAAGGACUUGCUUGACUAUGAGGUUGAUAGUGAUGAUGAAUGGGAGGAGGAAGAACCAGGAGAGUCGCUGUCUCAUAGUGAAGGGGAAGAUGAAGAGGAAGGAGGCGAAGAUGAUGACGAUGAUGAUGGCUUCUUCGUUCCGCAUGGCUACCUCUCCGAAGAUGAGGGAGCGCUGGAAGAAGAGGAGGGCGGCGAUCUGGAAAAGCAAAAACUGCGACAGACGCUGAAAGCGAGGGAGUGGGACGAGCUGAUGUCCAACAAGAAGAAGAUGAAGGUGCUGGAGCCGGUGGUGAAGGGCUGCAUUUGGGAGGGCGACGGAUCUAGUCUGGAACAGUUUCAGUCCUACGCUAUAUGCCUGGUGGAGCCUUUACCCAAGACGGACACCAGUCCGAGCCCAGAAGAGCUGUCGGAGAAGAAUCAGAAAGAAACCCAGUUACUCGGUCAGUUGCUGCCCCUUCUGCAUGGUAACGUCAACAGCGGUAAAGUGAUCAUCAGCGAGUUUCAGGAGUUUUGCCGCCAGCAGUCGUGCUCCUCGCCGCCGCCCUCAGAUCUGUCCAGCCCUCAGAGCUCUGCAGAAAACAUCCCCACCAGAAUCUUGAUCAGGCGUCUGAUCAAGGACAACGCAGUGUACGAGAAGCGCUCCGCCUACCGGCGCUGCUGCUGGUACGUGAACGCCGAGGUCCUGUCCCGCUUCGGCCUGGAGGCCCUCCCCGUGCCCUGCCAGUGGAAUUACCUCCUCACAGGAGCCCGAGAGGAGGAGGCCCAGGCGGCCACGGGCUCUCAGGGAAACUCCCCCACCACGCCACAGACGUCCUCCACCACGCCCUCCGCCACCAGCAAGAGGAAAAGCACCGGGUGCAUGUCCAUCAGGAAGUUCAUGAAGAGGUGUUCCGACACAGAGGAGAAGGUCGAAAUGGAGGCCGAAGGUUUUCAGGCGGAUACUGAGGAAGACGACGAAGACGACUGCAUCAUUAUCUCCACAGAAAUUGGUCCUUCCAGGAAUGAAGACUGUCUCAUGGAAGUCACCCCCUCCAACAACGCUGCUCUGCCUGUAGCCAGCUCCGCGGCAACCCUCGCCACCGAGUGAUCAAGCUCCACUGUCUGUAGUUCUGUUUCCUGUUCGGGUUCUGGUCUUGCUGCAGGUAGCUUCUGUACAGUAUUAAAAGUCAACUUUACUACUACCCCAAACCCUUUCUUUUUUCUUUUUCUUUUCUCCUAACGAAAGAGUCGGCAAAAAAAGGCCAGUUUUUGACGAGCAUCCUAAGAAUCAUUAUUACAUUAUUUACGCAUUUUGAAUGUUUGAGGAAAUUGAAAAUCCUAUAUUUCAUGUGUAUAUAUUAACAAUUAUUGGAGGACAGAGCGGAGAGGCUGAAAGUCUAUCUGUACAUUUACCUGAUAGGUCUGUGGGUACAUUCAUUCCGCAGGUUCUACUUCUGACAACUCUUUUGGACUAGUGGUUAGAUCUGUUCUUGUACAGCUAGAGUUGGUGUGAGGGUGUUUUAUAAAUAUGUAUUUUCUGUAUCUUUUAAGAAUACUUGAACAGAAUUCAUUAAACAUGAAUAG
Molecule: messenger RNA, 3365 nt
Organism: Salarias fasciatus (jewelled blenny)
Lineage: Eukaryota; Metazoa; Chordata; Actinopteri; Blenniiformes; Blenniidae
Gene: chaf1a
Product: chromatin assembly factor 1, subunit A (p150)
Exons: 16
Coding region: 226-2889 (887 amino acids)
Biological process (GO): nucleosome assembly
Cellular component (GO): nucleus; CAF-1 complex
Source: RefSeq, a predicted model, not a curated record